This is a messenger RNA of Meira miltonrushii, 1098 nucleotides long. RefSeq lists its product as uncharacterized. Gene Ontology annotation, biological process: maturation of SSU-rRNA from tricistronic rRNA transcript (SSU-rRNA, 5.8S rRNA, LSU-rRNA). Gene Ontology annotation, cellular component: nucleolus; small-subunit processome. The transcript has a single exon. Lineage: Eukaryota; Fungi; Basidiomycota; Exobasidiomycetes; Exobasidiales; Brachybasidiaceae. The record is from RefSeq and is a predicted model, not a curated record. Bases 1 to 1098 code for a protein of 365 amino acids.
AUGGCAGACGUUUCGGCAACGAUCAAGCCAAUAGUACAGUCAUUAUCAAAAGACUCUGCAUCUCUGCUCAAAUCAGUUCAAGCAGCUUUGCCGGCCGAUUCAGACCUUCUAGAAGCAAAUCAAGGACCAUCUUUGCUUACAUUGAAAAAUGCAACUCUUCUAGGAUACAUGCACCAUCUCGUAUUGCUAUGCUCGCAAAGGCUGCGUGGAAAGCCGCUCAACAACGAGAAUGGUUCUGGACUAGUAAGAAAUUUAAUUGAACUUCGCUUGAUUUUGGAAAAGAUUCGACCCGUUGAAGGUAGGAUGCGUGGAUUGGUGGAAAGAUUGGUUCGAGCUGCAGAAGAUGAAGAUAAACGGAUACGUGAAGGAAGAACGGCAGAAAGUGCAGCCGCAGCAACGGAUGAAGUGGAUCCACUAUCUUUCAGACCAAAUCUUGCCGCAUUGUCAGGCAGCACAGGCACGAAUGGUGAUGCAAACUCUUCCGAGAAAGAUGCAAAAUCGAAUCGGGACAGAGGUGAUGGAAUCUAUAGACCGCCCAGAAUGGCACCUGUGGUAUACAAUCCAGAGAGUGCGACAGCAUCCUCCCGCAAAGCAACAAAGGAACGUGUUGCACCUAGAAAUGCCGCUCUUCUAUCUGAUCUGAGUGCAAGUAUGUCUGCUAACCCGUACGAAACAUCAUCAGGUGGUGUGGGUGUUGGAGGCGGUAGUGGCUCUUCAAGUUCAUCAAGAGCAAAAGCGUUGGCAAGAAUGCAAGAAUAUGAAGAAGAUAACUUUACUCGUUUGAUCAUGAGCAAAAAGGAUGCUAAACGUCGUAGACGUGAUGAAGAAGAUGUUGCUUUGGGUGGAGCAGGUAGAGGCGAUAAACGUGGUCGUGUUGGGGCUGGUUUAGAGGAAGAAUUUGGUGAUCUUUUACGCAACCGAGGUGGAGACGAUUACAAGGGUGCCAAAAGAUCUUCUGCCUUACAAAGAUCGCGAGCAAACAAGACCAGCGGGGGUGAUGACUUUCUCGAUGGCUCCUCAAAGAGGCGGGGAGGAGGCGUGUUUGAGAAGAAAGCUCGUCAAGACUCCAACAAGAGAAAAUCAAAAGGAAGAAAGUAG